AUGGUAAACCUUAUUCACACAGAUGAAAUGAUUUAUAUAUGUUUAGAAUGUGAGAAAUCUUUCACAUGUGCCAAUUGUCUUUGCAGGCAUGAAAGAAGUCAUACUGAAGAGCAAGCCUCUGAGAUUUUUCAGCAUGGGCAAGCCUUUUCAUUUCAGAGUCAUAACCUAAGACAAGAAAGAAUUCAUACUGGAGAGAAACCCUAUGAAGGUGUCCAACAUUUUGAAGCCUUUGCAUAUCACAGUAGUCUCCAAGUACAUAAAACAAGAGUUGAUGGAGAGAAAACCUAUGAGUGUAACCAUUGUGGUAAAGAUUUUGUAUCUUACAGCUAUCUUCAAACCCAUCAAAGAGUACAUACUGGAUGGAAAGGGUUUGAAUGUAACCACUGUGGUAAAGCCUUUUCAAAAAACAGUAAUCUCCAAAGACAUAAAAGAACACAUACUGGAGAGAAGCGUUAUGAAUGUAGUCAAUGUGGCAAACACUUCUCAUAUCCAUAUGGUUUAUUAUAUCACAAAAGUUUACACACAGGAGAGAAACCCCAUGUGUGUCAUCAGUGUGGUAAAGCCUUUAUAUCUAAAAGUCAUCUUCAAAUACAUAGAAGAACACAUACUGGAGAGAAACCUUUUGAAUGUAACCAAUGUGGUAAAGCCUUUGCACAAAAUAGUAGUCUUCUAAAACAUAAAAAAAUACAUACUGGAGAGAAACCUUUUCAGUGUAACCAAUGUGGCAAAGCCUUUUCAAGAAACUAUCAUCUCCUAAGACAUAAAAUAAUACAUACUGGAGAGAAACCUUUUGAAUGUAACCAAUGUGGUAAAGCCUUUGCACAAAAUAGUACUCUUAUAACACAUAAAAGAAUACAUACUGGAGAGAAACCUUUUGAAUGUAACCAGUGUGGUAAAGCCUUUGUACAAAACUGUGAGCUCCAAAUACAUAAAAGAACACAUACUGGAGAGAAACCCUAUGAAUGUCAUCAAUGUGGCAAAACUUUUUCAAGUCCAUCUGGAUUCACAUAUCAUAAAAGAAGACAUAGUUCAUACAGGAGAGAAAUCUUUUCCAUGAGUCCAUGA
Apodemus sylvaticus (European woodmouse) is the source of this 1065-nucleotide messenger RNA. Its product is annotated as zinc finger protein 239-like. The transcript has a single exon. Bases 1 to 1065 code for a protein of 354 amino acids. Gene Ontology annotation, molecular function: RNA polymerase II cis-regulatory region sequence-specific DNA binding; DNA-binding transcription factor activity, RNA polymerase II-specific. Gene Ontology annotation, biological process: regulation of transcription by RNA polymerase II. The record is from RefSeq and is a predicted model, not a curated record. Lineage: Eukaryota; Metazoa; Chordata; Mammalia; Rodentia; Muridae.